CUUGCGGACUACAGGCCACGGAGUUGUCUUUUUUUUCAGAUUUACUAAGAUAUAAUAAAUCUAAAUCUGCGAAAAUUUACAUUUCUAAUAAAAUUAUGCUUACACGUCUAAUGUGUUUAUCGACUUCUUGACUAUUUAAGAUCAGCAGUACGGCUACAGAAUCAUAUUGCAUGCAUAUGAUGAUCACGGAGUAGGGAAUUCUGUGUUCUUGCGUGACAAAUCGAGGCACUGAACAUUGCGCUAGCAGCAAGCAAUAUAACAGCGAGCUGCUAACAGCAAGAGACGUGACACUAACAAUAUGUAGUGAAGAGGAAUAGCACACACUUUCCCGUAUACCCUUCCCUCCAUGAAUUAACGUGUGGGCUGUUACGAGGUGUGACGUCCGCUCCCUGAAGUUAGCAUCUAUGUAGUUUCAGUGAGCUCCUCGUAACAACCGCUCUCAACAAAAUUGCAAUUUUGUGUUUGGGGUCCUGUGUGAAGGGAUCAUAUUAUUGGAACUAGGCUGAUCAUACUGCAGUGCGUAGACUCGUUACUGGAUAACGACCUCGAAACAAACAACGAAACAUCCGCUGCUAGGCAACACACUCUUAAUAAGCAAGUACAUCCAGCCGUUGCUGACUAACACCUUCGAAAACAAACAUGUACCCACGGAAAUGACUAGUGUAUAAUAAACGGUGUUUUCCGCGCGGUCCGUGCGAAGGGGUUAUCAGUGGGACAAGUUUAGAAGUUAAUUCAUUUGUAACAGAGUCUGUGAAGAGAAGACUUAGUCGGUUCAGUUGGCAACGAAGUGAGCGUGGAAGCUGAAGAAUCUCCGCUGUUAGUAGCCGUUACCAGGGAACGACUGCUGCAGAGCAUCGCAUGGGCCGUUCUCGCCUUCCUUGGGCUGUCUCUCUACACGUGCGGACUGGAGGUCACGUACGAACAGUCAAACCCCGCGUACUUUCUGUACUUCAUCUACUUCUUCAAGAGUGCGCUACUGUCCCUGAUGACUUAGACUUCGUAAAAAAAAUUCAGAAUGCCGUAACGACGCCAUUUCCGAUCACAUCGACGAUUUUUCCAAUCACAACACCAUUCAAGCUACCAGAAUGGCCAGAAAAGUUCGGGCCCGUGGACUACACCCACGACCUAAUGUUGGGCUAUGCUGUCCUGAGUGUCCUGUGGGCUGUCACUUCCAUCAUAAUAGUAGGGGCCAGUGCUCUUCACGUUCGCAGCUGGGUGGCCUACGUCCCGUGGAUCAUCGUCACUAUUGGCAACAUCGUCAUGGAUGUGGUCGCCACGAUCAGUUUUGCCGGUCACGUCAGCGAAUCGCAGACUGCGCAAGGGUUGCUGAACCUAAUAGGGUUGCAGAACAUUCCUGAAGAUGUGGAAAAUCCUUUGGAAAGUGUAAGCGGUCUCACCAUGAUACCGUCCCUGAUAAUGGCGCUUCUGUCCAGCCGCGUGGUGGUCUUCUGGCUCCUGAACGUCCUGUUAGUUAUCUGUGUAAGCGUGGCAACUCGCCGGCUCUACAAGGACAGAAGCAAACGAAAGGCUGAAAAACUGCCAAUAUACCCAAACCACACAAGGAACACGGCCGCUACUGAAAAUAACGACAUUCAUACUGGAUCUGGAAGCAACAAUGCAGCUAACAAUGAACCUUACGCCAACAAAAUGAACCUACAGCCGGACUACGAAUAUGUGACAGGUUCCAUCAACAACAACAGACCGUUCUCAUAUACCCCAGACGACCCCACUAUGAUGUCCCUCCGUCCUGCGUCAUCCCUGAAGAAUGGACUGAUUUCCAACACGGCUAUUCCUAGAGUCAACCUGCACUCCCCCGCUGCAGAACCAGAUUACAUGGAAUGUUUGGAACCAAGCAUAUGGCCCCAGAACCCAUCUGGCGCAGCUGACAAUACUGACAGGCCGCCAUUGGCCGUACUAUCCAAAAAACUGCCAGAGCUACCUAGUGAGCAGAAAACGAAUUACGAUAAUGGUGUGAAGAAGAGGGCGCCAGACAUCAAUCGGACGGAUUCGGACCGCCUACCAUACAGACUGCAACCCUCGGUGAUGGACACAAAUCGACGUCCCCAAAGUUAUGAAGAAGUGAAGCCACUGAGUAGGAUGUCUCCACAAACAUCCCAUGAUCGACUCAAGGACCCUAACUGGAAAGAUGGCUCCCGUCUCUCAGGCUCCAUGCCGCCAGACGAGCUGCGAAGUCAGCUCCCAUGGUCUUACUUCGGUCCCAGGAACGUGCCGAUGAAGCCAAAGCAGAAACAAACGCCGGUGGUGGAAGAAGAACUGGAGAAACCCCCUGUACCAGUUCCUGAUUAUACACUGCACUUCGGCAAGACAAAUCGCCCGAGCACGUCCACCUGGUCCGAGGACGGAGUGUCGGCGAACCACCGCGGCGCGCCGGCACCCAACAUGGACAGGAAUAGCAACUAUUUGGAAAGAAGCCGCUACUAGGAGCAAUUCGUGACGGAGGAAGCCAUACUGGACUGCAAGUCAUCAGAAUACCGACUGCAGCAAACCAUACAUUAUAAAAAAAAUUAUUUUGUUAUUAUUAUCAUCAUCAUCAUCAUCAUCAUCAUAACCUAAGAGGAUAAAAGCCUCCAACAAUUAUCUGAACUUAGUUUAAACUUGUUUGGACAACAAAGUAACAUUCAAGCCAUGGGCAACGCCCUGAGUGUUCUGUUUACAGCCCCAGGGAGCCCAUGUAUGCCCAUGGCAAAGAGUUCUGAACCACCUAAGUGAGAUUUGCAGAUACUCGACAGGUUAUUUGGGUGCCCUAAAGAACCGCCAAUCCACCGCAGUCAGUGAGGAAGUGAGACGACGCAUGGUGAGAAAGCAAAUGCAGAAGUUCGACCAGGAUCACGGCACUUCAUAUAGCCAUGUGAGAGGCGAAAUUUAUAUAAGUUCGAAGCACGAAUUUCUUAUAUGGAUUUAAAAUUUCAGUUCUUACCUCACGGUAAACUUGCAGCGCCUCCCUUAUAAACACCAACCAGUCAGUGCUGGUUAGGGAAAUAAUCACUGUUUUUUUUUUACGAAACACAUUACUACAAGGUGUGCUCAGAAUUAAGUUUUCUAAUGUUAAAGCAGGUGGUAUAUAUAGUCACCAAUGUAUUUUAGAAGGCUAAUAAAAUUAGCAAAUGUGAGAAUUGAUGUUCCUAGAACUGUGACUAUCACUUAAAAUUAGGACAAAUUUUCAAAAUAUGUAAUAAGAUUUGCAGUUAUUCACGGCCAGAUUAAAAUUCUGUUGUACGA
Cryptotermes secundus is the source of this 3240-nucleotide messenger RNA. RefSeq lists its product as uncharacterized. Lineage: Eukaryota; Metazoa; Arthropoda; Insecta; Blattodea; Kalotermitidae. The record is from RefSeq and is a predicted model, not a curated record. The transcript has 9 exons. The coding region runs from base 859 to 2442 and encodes 527 amino acids.